AUGGCGCCCGCCGUCGGUGGCCCUCGAGGCUACACGCCAGCGACGGGUAGCUGAGGAUGGACGGUGGUGGUCGGGGCCGUCAUCUCCAUUGGCUUCUCCUACGCAUUCCCCAAGUCCAUCACUGUCAUCUUCAAAGAGAUUGAGGCGAUCUUCGAUGUGACCAGGAGCCUUGUGUCCAGGAUCUCUUCCAUCAUGUUAGCAUGUGCAUACUCAAUCAGCAGCAUCCUGGUGAAUAAAUAUGGGAGUCGUCCUGGUAUGAUGGCGGGAGGAAGCCCAUCUGGAUCGGGCUCUAUCUGUAAUUAUGUUCAAGCGGUAACUCAUUUAACUUUCUAUAUUUCGAUUAUGUUACGUUUGGGAUUGGCCUCCAACCUGAACCCUGCCCUCACCAUGAUUAGAAACUACAUCUACGAUAAGCGGCCUAUUGCUAAUGGCAUCGCGAUGGCCGGCAGACCGGUCUUCCUGUCCACCAUGGCGCCGGUAAACACCUGGCUGUUUGGCACAUUUGGCAGGCGAGGAAGUUUCUCAAACCUGGGCGGCCUGUUAUUCAAUUGCUGUGUUGCUGGUUUCCACAUGGGUCCCAUAGGACCACGACCCAAACCUGCAGAGAGGGGCACAGAGGGGAGGACGGUACUGCAGAACAUCAACGGCUUCAUCGACCUCUCUCUGUUCGAGCACCAGGGAUUUUUUCUCUUCAUUAAGGGCAAUAUUGUCAUGUUUUUCGGACGCGUUGCUCCGCUAGUGUUCCUUGGUAAUUAUGCAAAGAGUAAAGAUAUCCCUAAAGACAAGGCAGCUUUCUUACUGUCUGUGCUGGCUUUCAUGGUCGCCCAGCCCUCAAUGACUAUUGUGGCUAAGACCAAGUGGGUCCGGCCUAAAAUACAAUACUUCUUCGCUGCCCCGAUGCUGUACAACGGAGUUUGCCACCUUCUGGUACCAAUAUCGGAAGAUUACAAAGGCUUUGUGAUUCAUGCCAUUUUCGAGACCGUGACGGACCUGGUGGGGACCCAGGGCUUCUCCAGUGCCGUCUGGUUGGCCACCGUUGUGAAGUGUGGUCUUGUAUUGUUAGGACGCCCUUUGCUUGGGAUGUUCAAUGACGUGUAUCACGAUUACAACACAUGCCAGGGCCGUGGCAUCGUCUCCAGUGUCAUCCUGUUUGUGGGGGUGGGACUCAACUAUCGCAAGAAGAAGAAAGAGGAGGAGAAGAGGGCUAGGGUAUAG
Molecule: messenger RNA, 1215 nt
Organism: Pseudoliparis swirei
Lineage: Eukaryota; Metazoa; Chordata; Actinopteri; Perciformes; Liparidae
Gene: slc16a1a
Product: solute carrier family 16 member 1a
Biological process (GO): transmembrane transport; monocarboxylic acid transport
Molecular function (GO): monocarboxylic acid transmembrane transporter activity
Source: RefSeq, a predicted model, not a curated record